AUGAGUCCUCUGGGCCAGGUUAGUGUGCAGCCUACCUGGAACGCAGCCCUGCUCGCCGUGCUCUCUCUCAUGGUGCCUGCUCUCAGUAUGUGCCAGUCCACAGGCCCUGCGUUGGGCUCGGCUUACCCCCAGAACUGUCCAGGUGUGUGCUCCUGCACUAACCAGCUCAGCAAGGUGGUGUGUACCCGCAGAGGCCUGGUUAGGGUUCCUCCGAACAUCCCAGCCAACACCAGGUACCUGAAUCUGAUGGAAAACAGCAUAGAGACCAUACAGGCAGAUACCUUCAGACACCUGCAUCACCUGGAGGUGCUGCAGCUGGGCAGAAAUGCUAUCAGGCAGAUUGAAGUGGGGGCCUUCAAUGGUCUGACCAGCCUGAAUACCCUGGAGCUGUUCGACAACAGACUUACGGUCAUACCUAGUGGAGCUUUUGAGUACCUGUCAAAGUUGAGAGAGUUGUGGCUUAGAAACAAUCCCAUUGAGAGCAUCCCCUCCUAUGCCUUCAACCGUGUCCCCUCGCUCAUGAGACUGGACCUGGGAGAGCUGAGGAAAUUGGAGUACAUUUCUGAUGGGGCAUUCGAGGGCCUUCAGAACCUCAAGUACCUCAACUUGGGGAUGUGCAACCUGAAGGAGUUUCCUCACCUUUCACCUCUGGUGGGAUUGGAGGAGCUAGAAAUAUCAGAGAAUGUUUUCCCUGAGCUGAAGCCUGGGGCUUUCCGUGGGCUCAAGAAUUUACGUAAACUGUGGAUUAUGAACUCUGCCAUCACAACCAUCGAGAGGAAUGCAUUUGAUGACAUCACAGCCUUGGUGGAGCUGAAUUUAGCCCAUAAUAACCUGUCGUCCCUCCCCCAUAACCUCUUCACCCCUCUGCAGUACUUGGUGGAGCUACACCUGCACCACAACCCGUGGCGAUGUGACUGUGAUGUAGUGUGGCUCUCCUGGUGGCUCAGAGAAUACAUUCCCACAAAUUCCACCUGCUGUGGACGCUGCCACACCCCGGUUCACAUGAGAGGACGAUACCUGGUGGAAGUUGAUCAGACCACCUUUCAGUGUUCAGCACCAUUCAUACUCGAUGCUCCCAGAGAUCUGAACAUCUCCGCAGCGAGGGUGGCCGAACUGAAGUGUCGCACAGCUGCCAUGAGCUCAGUCCGAUGGCUUCUCCCUAAUGGGACUGUAUUGACCCACGGCUCAGCUCACCCACGGAUAUCUGUCCUUAAUGAUGGGACGCUCAAUUUCUCCAACGUUCUCCCAUCAGACACAGGGGUCUACACGUGCAUGGUGAGCAACAUGGCAGGAAAUUCCAAUGCCUCGGCCUACCUAAACGUCAGCAAUGCCGAACUCAACACAUCUAAUCUGUCCUACUUUACCACCGUAACAGUGGAAUUUUUGGAGCCCACAGUGGAGGAGACCCCUAAACCCAAGCCCACUGUCCCUGCCUCGCCCUCUGUCUUUCAGCCUGUCUUCAUCUCCACACCAACUGUGCUGUUCCAAAAUACUCAGACUCCAAGGCAGGUGUCAAUUCCCACUGCCAGAGUCCCUAGUGGGCCAGCCGCCAGCCUGGAUGAGGUGAUGAAAACCACCAAAAUCAUCAUUGGCUGUUUUGUUGCUGUUACCUUGCUGGCAGCUGCCAUGUUGAUAGCGUUCUAUAAGUUGCGUAAGCGCCAUCAACAGAGGAGCACGGUGGCUGCAGCCAGGACCGUAGAAAUCAUACAGAUGGAGGAAGAAGUUCCUCCCGUUCCACCGCCCACCUCCGGAUCUAGUGGCUCUGAUGACACAGGGUUGGUACUGCCUACAUUAGUGGAACACAACAGCAACACCUUUAAGCCUGGGUAUGUGUCCUCCUCCUCCUCAUCCCGCCAAGGGGGCUACGGAGCCCACUGGACCCAGAACAACUCUCUUCACCGCUCAGUCAGACAGCACCACAGCCACAUCAGCACCAUUGCUGAUCCCUACGUCAUUAAGACUACUCACGGCAAGGAGAAGGUUCAAGAGACCCAAAUCUGA
Molecule: messenger RNA, 2001 nt
Organism: Toxotes jaculatrix (banded archerfish)
Lineage: Eukaryota; Metazoa; Chordata; Actinopteri; Toxotidae
Gene: lrrc4.2
Product: leucine rich repeat containing 4.2
Exons: 1
Coding region: 1-2001 (666 amino acids)
Biological process (GO): excitatory synapse assembly; postsynaptic density protein 95 clustering; synaptic membrane adhesion
Cellular component (GO): plasma membrane; glutamatergic synapse; postsynaptic density membrane
Molecular function (GO): protein binding
Source: RefSeq, a predicted model, not a curated record